AUGAAGGACCCAUUAAAGGAUGUAGAGGGAGCUUUAGUGGCUACUGUAGUGGCUACUGCAACCAUUCAUGCAGUUGGAUUGGAGUGGUACCAGUGUAGAGAUUUUUAUGUUUUAGGAGAUAAGUUAUAUACAGUAAAUUUGGUAUUUGAUCCAAUAUGGGUGGAGAAGAGGAAAGUCUCAAGGAUGACUCCUAAUUUUUGUGCUUGUGCAGAUAUCGAUGAAUGUGCGGUGGUGAAUGGAGGCUGCCAGCAGCGCUGUAUUAACACUCUGGGCACCUUCCACUGUGAAUGUGAUACAGGAUACAGACUCCAUGCUGAUGAACGCACCUGCAUAAAGAUGGACCCCUGCACAGGUGCGAAUGGAUGUGCCCACAUCUGUCAGAGUGAGAAUGGAGUGGCCAGGUGUGCCUGUCACCCAGGGUACCAGCUGUCUGAAGACAAAAAGGCCUGCAGAGACAUAAAUGAAUGUGCAGAAGGGCUUGCUCACUGCGGCCAUCGCUGUGUGAACUCAGUGGGAUCUUUCACUUGUGCCUGUCACCCUGGCUCUGAGCUGGGAGCUGAUGGAAAACGGUGUUACAGGAUUGAAUUGGAAAUUGUCAAUAGCUGUGAAAAGAACAAUGGUGGUUGUUCACAUCACUGCGAACAUGCACUUGGUGGGCCCCAUUGUUCCUGUAACCAUGGACACCGGCUUGAUUCAGAUGAGAAAACAUGCAUAGACCUUGAUGAAUGUGAGAGUGGAGAAGCCUGCUGUGCCCAGCUCUGCAUCAACUAUUUGGGAGGCUAUGAAUGCAGUUGUAAGGAAGGCUUUCAGAUCAGUUCUGAUGGUUGUGGGUGUGAUGAUGUGGACGAGUGUCUGGAUACCAGCAUAGUCUGUGAUCAAGUAUGUAUUAACUCUGUUGGAACAUACCACUGUACUUGUGAGGAAGGCUACAGAAUUGGAAGUGAUGGAAAAACUUGCAUCUCUUUAGAUGAUGAUGAGCUAGAGGAAGGAGAAGAGGAAUUAGAAGUUGUGAGGUUCGCAGGCCUUCUGUUCAAGAGCCCGCCUAGACUGCUUCAUUAUGUGGCUCCCUCUCUGCCUCCCACCUACCAAGAUGAAGAAGAUGAGGACAAAGUGGGAAAAGAUAUUCGAGGAGAACUAGCUCUAUUGCCCAAAGUUGUCUGUUUAGAUCACACCUUUGGACAUGAUUGCAGUUUGAGCUGUGAGGACUGUAUGAACGGAGGCCGGUGCCAAGAGGGAAAGAGGGGGUGCUCCUGUCCAGCUGGCUGGGGUGGCGUUCUUUGUAAUGAAACUUGUUCUCCCGAGACCAGUGGGGAAGAAUGUGGAAGCACCUGUGAUUGUCAGAAUGGAGGCACCUGCGAUCCUCUAACUGGGCAGUGCCAGUGCCCCCCAGGGGUGCAUGGGAAAACCUGUGAACAUGGAUGCCCUAAAGGACUCUUUGGGAAGAACUGCAAAAGGAAAUGUAACUGCGCCAACAAUGGCCAUUGCCACAGGGUGUACGGUGCCUGUGUGUGUGAGCCAGGGCGCUAUGGGAGGUUUUGUCAUCUGAACUGUCCCAAGGGGGCCUAUGGGGCUGGCUGCUCUUCAGAAUGUCAGUGUGUGGAGGAGAACACCCUGGAAUGCAGCGCCAAAAAUGGCAGUUGCACCUGCAAAUCUGGUUACCAAGGCAACAGAUGCCAGAAAGCAGCUGCUGAAUAUACUUUAUUGGAACAUGCUUCUGAGAUUCCCACCGUGAAGAAAAAUGAGUUGAAACCUGCCCUGAUGGACUCUGGGGACCAGAGUGCCAGGUCUCCUGUGGACCCUGUGAGAAUGGAGGUCAAUGCAACAAAAAAACUGGAAACUGUGACUGUCCUCCUGGUUACACAGGAAAAGACUGCACCACACGUUUCAAAAACAGUGACUGAUACAGACAAGGGUAUUGUUGAAAUGUCAAGUGCCAGAGCAGCCUAUGCUCAAUCUCAAGUUUGUCCACCAGGCACAUAUGGGAAGGACUGUAAACAGGUAUGUCAGUGUUCGGCCGAGAAAGAGGACUGUCACCCAGUCACGGGGAGAUGUACCUGUCUGCCCGGCUACCAUGGAAACCACUGUCAUCUCGUAAGAUUUUCAAAGAAGUUCAAAGUUGUUCCUUAUAGCUUAUUAAUUAGCGGCAUCAGGAACUUUAUGUCCUCACCUAUAUUCCUAUGGCAUCUAGAUCAUCACAUAUCCUCAGAAUGUCCAAAAGGCACUUAUGGUCCCUAUUGCCAAAGGACUUGUAAGUGCUUGAAUGGUGGCAACUGUGACACCAUGAUUGGCACCUGUGACUGCCCUCCAGGCUUCAUUGGGGCUGACUGCAGUCAAACCUGUCCUGCCGAUCACUACGGGAAGGACUGUGUCCAGCGGUGUUCCUGUGGCCCAGGACAGUGUGACCCGGUGACUGGAGAGUGCCACUGUUCACCUGGCCACAUGGGAGCCAAGUGUCAGCAAGGAUGUCCCCAGACAAGGUAUGGCCCAAAUUGUGAGCUAAUAUGUACCUGUAAAAAUGGUGGCCUUUGCAAUCCUGUGGAUGGAAGCUGUACCUGUGGCCUUGGUUGGACAGGAAAUUAUUGUGAAAAAAAUUUUGGAAUUGAUGCUAUACUCAGUAAAAUGUAUUUGAAAGCUUCCUUCUUUUCAGUGUUCUGGACUAGUGUAAAUAGUAAGAAUGUUCCCCUGGGUAUUAUGGCCCAGGCUGCCAUUUUAAUUGCACCUGUCAGAACAGUGGAGUUUGCAACAGGUUUUCUGGAAGCUGUGAGUGCCUCCAAGGUUACUAUGGACGAGACUGUGAACAUGUUUCAGCUUCGUCAGUGUAGAAUGGGGAUAACAAUAACACCUACUAUAAAAGCAUGCCUUCCUGGAUUUUAUGGUUUGAAUUGUGCUCACAUCUGUGACUGCAGAAAUGGAGCCAGUUGUGAUGCAAUGAGUGGACAGUGCAUUUGCCCAGCAGGUUUCCAUGGCAGCCAGUGUGAAAAAGAGUGUUCACCUGGAAUGUUUGGAGACAAUUGCCAGCAUCUUUGUGACUGUGAAAGCAACAUCUCCUGCCACCCAGUAACUGGAAAGUGCCUCUGCCCACCUGGAAGAGCCGGAGCCAGAUGUGAAGCUGGGCUCAGUGCAACCCGCUCAAUGGGAACUGUACUUGCCCCUCAAAGAGAAUGGGCCCAACCUGUGAGGAAAACGUUUUGGAUGAUCUUCAAUAACGGAACACUAGCAGCUUUCAGUGGUGGACAGAAUUUCGCCGAGGCUCACCCACAGUUUAUCAUCUGA
Messenger RNA from Myotis lucifugus (little brown bat), 3273 nucleotides. It is a transcript of the gene MEGF6, whose product is annotated as multiple EGF like domains 6. Gene Ontology annotation, molecular function: calcium ion binding. The coding region runs from base 1 to 3273 and encodes 1090 amino acids. Lineage: Eukaryota; Metazoa; Chordata; Mammalia; Chiroptera; Vespertilionidae. The record is from RefSeq and is a predicted model, not a curated record. The transcript is spliced from 26 exons.